ACACAUUCAAUACAGUUAGUACGCGUUCGUACUAGCAGAAAGGGUUUAGUCCUGUUUGUGAAGAUCGCAUCCGAUUCGCGCUUGUUGUUCGGCAACGAAACAUCGAUACACUCCAUAAUCGAUACCUUGAGGCUUGAACUAUUCAAGAAGUUCCCGUGAGUGUCUACGAGAUGGCAUCAACCGCAUCAGAAACUGUUGCGAUUUACAAAAAAUUUAAAGAAUUACCCAUAUUCGUAACAGAAAACCAUAAUGAGGUAUUGCCCUUCAUUUAUCGCUGCAUUGGAUCCAAGCACCUCCCGUUUACUGGGAACACAAUUAUACACCUGGACUCUCAUCCGGACAUGCUGAUUCCAAAAUCCAUGCCUGCAGACACUGUCUGGGACAAAUAUAAACUAUUCAGCGAGCUGAGCAUCGAGAACUGGAUGUUGCCUGCCGCAUACGCAGGGCACCUGUCCAACCUGGUGUGGGUGAAGCCGCCGUGGGCAAAGCAGAUGCAGGACGGAGCCUCGCAGUUCGUCAUCGGGCGCGACACCACCACGGGAGAAAUCAGGUCGGUUUGCAAAGCCGCUGGCCACUGCCGUGCCCCGCACUGUUGCUGA
This is a messenger RNA of Schistocerca nitens (vagrant locust), 599 nucleotides long. RefSeq names its product UPF0489 protein C5orf22 homolog. The transcript is spliced from 3 exons. NCBI's taxonomy places the organism in Eukaryota, Metazoa, Arthropoda, Insecta, Orthoptera, Acrididae. The record is from RefSeq and is a predicted model, not a curated record. The coding region runs from base 171 to 599 and encodes 142 amino acids.